UCGUCCCAGCGCCGGCUUCGGCGCCCUCGCCGCAGCAUCCAGCUCAGCCAGGCCUCCCCGCCGCCGCCUCCCUGGGCUCUCCGCCUCCGUCGCUGCUGCCACCACCGCCGCCGCCAUUCUUGGCGCUGAGCUGGCAGGGCUCGGCCCCUCAGAGAGACGCCUCCGGCGGGACGCGCGCUCCAGACUCUGCUAAUACCACUGGGACAGAGUCAAGUCCUGACUGUUGGAAUGCCCAACCAUCUUGGUCCCUAGAGCAGAGCUUCCUGAAGAUUCCUUUCUAGAAGAACCCAGAACAACUCAAGAGACAUACAAUACUGGCUGGAAGGAAGCACCAGUGGCCUUUGGUGUGAGGUUGUGAAAGUGGCUGCUGCCCAGCUGACAAGUGGGGACAUGUGGGGACUUAGGGAACCCACCACUGAUGGGCUCUGAGCUGUGCCACUGGCCCCAGCCCUGGGGCUCUGAGUGGACCCUACCAGCACACCACCUCAGCCUGCUGCUGCCUAUGUGUGUCUGCUGCUGAAGGCCUCAGUGGCCCCUGCCUGUGAGGAUGCGUGCUCCCAUCUGGGGACUGCUCUUGGCCCUGACGGUGUUGUUGGAGAUGGCAGUGGCUUUUGCACCUGUGCCUCGGAUCACCUGGGAGCAUGGAGAAGUAGGUCUGUUGCAGUUUCACGAGCCUGGCACCUUCAACUACUCGGCCCUGCUGAUGAGCGAGGAUGAAGACACCCUGUAUGUGGGCGCCCGGGAAGCUGUCUUUGCAGUGAAUGCUCUGAAUGUCUCUGAGAAGCAGCAUGAGGUAUAUUGGAAGGUCUCUGAAGACAAAAAAGCAAAAUGUGCCGAGAAGGGGAAAUCAAAGCAGACAGAAUGCCUCAACUACAUUCGAGUGCUACAGCCGCUCAGCGCUACCUCCCUGUAUGUAUGUGGGACCAACGCGUUCCAGCCCACCUGUGACCACCUGAACUUGACAUCUUUCAAGUUUCUGGGGAAAAAUGAAGAUGGCAAAGGACGAUGUCCUUUUGACCCCGCCCACAGCUACACAUCUGUCAUGGUUGGUGGAGAGCUCUACUCAGGGACGUCAUACAAUUUCUUGGGCAGUGAACCCAUCAUCUCUCGAAACUCUUCCCACAGUCCCCUGAGGACAGAGUACGCCAUUCCAUGGCUGAACGAGCCUAGCUUCGUCUUUGCUGAUGUGAUUCAGAAAAGCCUAGAUAGCACCGAGGGUGAAGACGACAGGGUCUAUUUCUUCUUCACGGAGGUGUCUGUGGAGUACGAGUUCGUUUUCAAGUUAAUGAUCCCACGUGUCGCCAGGGUGUGCAAGGGGGACCAGGGUGGCCUGCGGACCUUACAGAAGAAGUGGACUUCCUUCCUAAAGGCCAGGCUGAUCUGCUCCAGGCCAGACAGUGGCCUGGUCUUCAACAUACUGCAGGAUGUCUUCGUGCUGCGAGCUCCAGGCCUCAAGGAGCCUGUGUUCUAUGCACUCUUCACCCCACAACUGAACAAUGUGGGGCUGUCAGCGGUUUGUGCCUACGCGCUGACCUCAGUGGAGGCAGUCUUCGCCCGUGGGAAAUAUAUGCAGAGUGCCACGGUGGAGCAGUCCCACACCAAGUGGGUGCGCUACAAUGGCCCGGUACCCACACCACGCCCUGGAGCGUGCAUCGACAGUGAGGCUCGGGCAGCCAACUAUACCAGCUCUUUGAAUCUCCCAGACAAAACACUGCAGUUUGUUAAAGACCACCCUUUGAUGGAUGACUCGGUGACCCCAAUAGGCAACAGACCCAGGCUAAUCAAAAAAGGUGUGAAUUAUACCCAGAUUGUGGUGGAUAGGACCCAGGUGCUGGAUGGGACCUUCUAUGACGUCAUGUUUAUCAGCACAGAUCAAGGUGCCCUGCACAAAGCUGUCAUCCUUGGGAAUGAGGUGCAUGUUGUUGAAGAGACACAGCUCUUCCAGGACUCUGAGCCAGUCCAAACUCUGCUUCUGUCAUCAAAGAAGCAGGGCAGGAGGUUUGUCUAUGCUGGCUCCAACUCAGGAGUGGUCCAGAGCCCGCUGGCCUUCUGCGGGAAGCACAGUAGUUGUGAGGACUGUGUACUGGCACGGGACCCCUACUGUGCCUGGAACCCAGCCACCAUGGCCUGCAUCACCCUGUACCAGGCUGAGGGUCCCAGCAGGGGGUGGAUUCAGGAGAUGAGCGGCGACACAUCCUCAUGCCCAGAUAAGAGUAAAGAAAGUUUCCGAAAGCAUUUUUUCAAGCACGGUGGCACAGCUGAACUCAAAUGCUUCCAAAACUCCAACCUGGCCCGGGUGGUGUGGAAGUUCCAGAAUGGCUUGUUGAAGGCCGAAAGCCCCAAAUAUGGCCUUGUGGGCAGGAAACACCUGCUCAUCUUCAACCUAUCAGAGGGAGACAGUGGCGUGUACCAGUGCCUGUCAGAGGAGAGGGUCAGGAACAAGACAGUCUCCCAGCUGCUGGCCAAGCAUGUCCUGGAAAUGAAGGUGGUCCCUCAGACCCCCAUGCUGCCCACCUUGCUGGCUGUUCACACCGAAGGUAGUAGGAUCACCUCCAAAGUGCCAGUGGCAUUCACCCAGGGGUCCUCUUCCCCAACUCCGAUUCUGCAGGCCACCUCCCCCAGGGGCAUCACCCCAUCUCCCAAAUACUCAUCCACAGGCACGUCCCGUGAACCAAAGAUAGUCAUCAACACGUUUCCCCAACUCCACUCGAAGACUGUGUAUCUCAAGUCCAGCGACAACCGUCUGCUCAUGUCCCUCUUCCUCUUCAUCUUUGUCCUCUUUCUCUGCCUCUUUUCCUACAACUGCUACAAGGGCUACCUGCCUGGACAGUGCUUAAAAUUCCGAUCAGCCCUGCUGCUUGGGAAGAAGAAGCCUAAAUCAGAAUUCUCUGACCUGGAACAGAGUGUGAAGGAGACACUGGUGGAGCCUGGGAGCUUCUCACAGCAGAAUGGUGAGCAGCCAAAGCCAGCCCUGGACACUGGCUAUGAAACUGAGCAGGACACCAUCACCAGCAAAGUGCCCACCGACCGCGAGGACUCACAGCGGAUUGAUGAGCUCUCUGCCAGGGACAAGCCAUUUGAUGUCAAAUGUGAACUGAAGUUUGCAGAUUCAGAUGCUGAUGGGGACUGAAGCCAGCAGCCGCAUGUCCCCUCCUGAGACCCCAUAGUCUGUGUGGAGAGUGUUGGAGUGUUGUGUUGAGCCCGUGCAGUAGCUGAGUCUUGUCAUCGUGGCGCCAACGCCGUCCUUCGUCUCUUUUCUCUUGGGUUGAGCCUGUGACUUGCCCCUCUUUUUUCCUUCUGGGAAACAAAUAUUGACUCCCAGUCUUGAGUCCUGCAGUUGUUGGAGCGCUUUAAGAUAUCCCUUCCAGCGGCAGCCCUGAUAUAGCUGAGCCCUGUGUAUCCUGGGGGCGAGAUGGCCACCUCCAUGGAUUGAGAAGAGAGACCCUCCCUCCUCCCCUCCUUGUAGCAGCCACUAAAAGAUAAUUUAAUUCCAGAUUGGAAGUGACCUUUUUAGUUUAUCAGAUUGGUAACUUAUCGUUUGCUGUCCAGAUUGGCACAAACCUUUUCUUCCACUUAAUUUUAGGACUUUGGCUUUGAUUAUGUUGAUGUUUUAGGUCAUUUUUUUUUUCAGUUACCGAAGGAGAUGUUUUAAUAUUCACAAGAAAAUGUGCAUUUCUAGAUUUUUGUUGUAUAUUGGGAUAAAAUGUGGCUUAUGUUGCUUAUGAUCUCAGGGAUAGACUUAUUUUUGCUAAACACAUUGUUUCCUGCUUUUAGAAGAGAGCUGUAGGCUGAAAACUGUCUCUUGAACUCACCUUUUUAUUUUGUGGUUUAUUUUGUUUUUUUACCUUAUUUUUUUGAAGGAAAUGCUGUUUUCAGAGAUUUUCUUUCUGUACUUUUUCUUCUUCCUGUCUUACAUCCACAAGGUGGGUUUUGAGUGAGGGCAGGUGGCCUGGUGGCUCUGGGUGGCGAUCAAGCUGGCCUGUGAGGGGAGGAGGGUUUAAACCCCAUGGCCCUGCGGCUUCCUGAAACCUCUUGUCCUGAUGGGUAGAGCCUUUAUGAGGGCGACCUUGGUUCUUGAUUGCUGCUGUUUUCCCUUGCUUCCAAUCUCAUACCACUGUCCGCUGGACUUCCGCCUUGGCCUCAUGGAGUUGUCUACCCCAAGACAGAAUUGGGCUGGGUGGAUGAGCCGCUGGCCUUGAGCAGCAACCACAGCACCCCGCUUAGGCGGCCAGCACUGCAGCCUGACUCCUGCCAGUGUCUUUCAGAAUGUAACUGGGCGGUACGAUUUCCACAUACUCCAUCUGUUUUGUUUUUCACACCCCAUUUCCCUGCUUUGUGCAGGGAGUGCGCACAUUCCAUGCAGAGCAGUGAACUCUGGAUUCCAUGUGCUGUGUAGACACUCAUCUUCUACAUGACAUGAUCUCACCAUUCAGUGUAAACAUUUGUGUUUAUAAGAUUUACUUUGUUUUUAUUUUUCUACUUUGAACUGUAUACAUUUGAAAAGUACCCAAAUAAACCAGAAGCUUUA
Nannospalax galili (Upper Galilee mountains blind mole rat) is the source of this 4528-nucleotide messenger RNA. It is a transcript of the gene Sema4d, whose product is annotated as semaphorin 4D. The record is from RefSeq and is a predicted model, not a curated record. Gene Ontology annotation, biological process: positive regulation of GTPase activity; axon guidance; semaphorin-plexin signaling pathway. Gene Ontology annotation, molecular function: semaphorin receptor binding; chemorepellent activity. The coding region runs from base 548 to 3130 and encodes 860 amino acids. The transcript has 17 exons. Lineage: Eukaryota; Metazoa; Chordata; Mammalia; Rodentia; Spalacidae.